This is a messenger RNA of Penicillium paradoxum, 882 nucleotides long. Its product is annotated as polyamine acetyltransferase. Bases 1 to 882 code for a protein of 293 amino acids. Lineage: Eukaryota; Fungi; Ascomycota; Eurotiomycetes; Eurotiales; Aspergillaceae. Gene Ontology annotation, cellular component: cytoplasm. Gene Ontology annotation, molecular function: aralkylamine N-acetyltransferase activity. The record is from RefSeq and is a predicted model, not a curated record. The transcript has 3 exons.
AUGUCUGAUCACACCGAUUAUUCCUCCGAGUCCAUGCCUGGCCAAGACAACGGGCUGAGGCCGCUUUCCAAUGUAGACGAAUUGUCUCUGGGAAACCCCAAUAACAGCGACUUGUCUCGUAUCAUGAGCCGUGCUGGUAUUGCAAUGGCCAACGGUUUCCCACUUGACGACGAUGAAGAUGACGAUGACGACGAGGUAGAUGAGGACUAUGUCGCGGUUGACCAGGACGACGCGAAUGAUUUCCCAUAUUGGUUCCGUCGCCAACCCACUCACAAUCGCACAAAGUUGGAUGAACUGCACCCUUUCGUCCAAUUGCUCUCCACAUCAAAUGUCGAAGACUGCGUGAAGGUCGAGGCAGCUUUCCCAGAGCCAGAGCGUUGUUCCCACGACAAGUUCAUUUACCGUCUCACUAAGUGCCCUGAACUCAGCCUGGGUCUCUUCACUCUUCCUCUCCUCGCAGAAGGAGAACCCAAACCCCGCCCCACGCUUGUUGGGCACAUCGUUUCUACUCGUACCUCAGAGCCUCUUGUGACAGACCGAUCAAUGCGACUUCCUGCCAAUUGGCAAAAUGAGCGUUGGACUCUCGAGAAUGGGGAGGCCGUUGGCCACGAAGAAGGUGGCAGCACGAUUGCUAUUCAUUCGCUUGCUGUGGACCCUGAGCAUCAAGGCAAGCAGGUCGGCAGCACGCUGAUGAAGUCAUAUAUCCACCGCAUUCGUGAGGCCCAGAUUGCUGAGCGCAUUGCCAUCAUUGCACACGAUCACCUGAUUCCCUUCUACGAGUCAUUUGGCUUCGAGUCCCGUGGACCCAGCAAGUGCCAGUUUGGCGGUGGUGGAUGGUUUGAUAUGGUCCUAGAGUUUGGCCCCGAGCCUCUUGAGGAGUAA